Molecule: messenger RNA, 1781 nt
Organism: Daphnia carinata
Lineage: Eukaryota; Metazoa; Arthropoda; Branchiopoda; Diplostraca; Daphniidae
Exons: 6
Coding region: 505-1635 (376 amino acids)
Source: RefSeq, a predicted model, not a curated record
UUGUGUCUGGGCACGUUAAGGAAACCCACGUCUCGAUCUUCUUCGGCCUCCGUGUACAUCCAAGCUUGUGCGCUGUAAUAUUCAGUUUUUCUUUUGGACAUGUGAAGAAAUGUUUGCAGUUUAAGUGAGCCCUUACUGCUUUCAUUCAAAUUGUUGAAAAGCUGAUUGAACUGCCGACGAGUGAGCUUGGAGAUCAUUUUUUUACGGGCUCAAGUUCGUUUCUGUCCUAUUAGUGGACGAUAAGGGCAAAAAGAGCCACCAGUGCCGUUUUGUGAUUCAAAACAGGAGUUUAUAGAGCUAUUAUUUUUUCAAAUAGUAUCAACUUGUCAAACUGAUUGAUAGUCGGUUUGCUUGUGAACUGGUGGACUCGACUUGGGUUCGUCUGUUGCAUCUCAUUCCAACGUCCCGUUGUGCCGAUCAUUUGCGCGGAGAAAAUCUAAUCAAAUUUCAUUGGCAAUUUGGCGACUGCAGUUCAUUAAUUCUUCUGAGCGGGGCCAAAAAACAAUGGCCGUGUCUCCACUUCUUCAUCAAAGUCACGAAGUGUUGAACGCGGAUUUCUGUUCGGGAUACAUCGAUCAAUUUGGCAAGUGGAAUACGGGAUUUCCGUGCCCUUGGCUUGAUGGCUCCACUCCCGGUUUCUGUUGCGGAACAGAAUUCUACAAAUACUGCUGUUCCGGUAAGCUGAGGAUCGCCACAGCUCCACCUCCUCCACCUGAAGAUCCGUUACUUCUGGUUCUGGCCAUUACGCUUGGUGUUGCGGCUGGUAUCACGUUACUCAUCCUGGUCGCCUGCUUCGUCUGUCCCGGCUGCCUCUUACAUAAGAAACGACGACCAGGUCCUCUGUAUCGAUUACCUUGCUCUUCGACGAUGAGCACCUACGUGCCAGCGGCGAUGACCACGUCCAGUCCUGGACUAUCAAAUCAACACCAUCAACAUCAGCACAGGCCGGCCAUUGGUUUCAACGACGUCCGGACGUCGGCCAGUUUUCACAGUUUCAAUGGAGGCGGCGGGGGUAAUAGCGGAGAAACGAGGAACAUGAGUGCUGGCGGUGGAGUUUCAAGUCUCUACUCUCUUUCGGAUUCCCAUUGUCCGUCGCCCGUUGCCAUGAUGACGCCCGACUCCAAUCCCAUUUCUAACAUUGAUCAAAUCUCAGGCGUCCACCGUCAAUCGGAAAUGACUCGGCCAGCAGCAGGCAGAGGAGGUUGCCAUCAUCUCUACUGGAACCGACCUUUACCGCGAUUGGCCUCUUCCGUCAUUGGCAGCAACAACCCAAACAGCGAAAACCAGCUCAUGUCCGUGCGGGUGCCGACCAACAGCAGUCAAGGGCAUGUGCAAACCUGUCGCCACAGAGACGAUCCUUCGCCUCCGCCUCCUUACGAAGCGGAUUUCAACCCCAAUAUGCAUCGCCAUCAUCCAUCGGUUGAGACGAUGAAUAAUCGAACUACUUCGCUAAACCAACAAGCUCAGUUACGGCAACAUUUGCAACAGCUUCAGCAGCAACAUCAAGCCGAAACGUCGGCUUUCCGUCAACAACAACACAGCAGUAAUAUAAGUCCACGACAGCCAGCGCUUUGCAUCAUCGAUGACGGCCUGAGAGACAAUUCUCAAUUGAAUUAUCAUUCAACAAAGUUCUGAGAAACACGAGACCAGACUGAUAAUUGACAUGGAGGGGGGAAACUAUCCUUGAUUGCAUUGUGGCGAGAUAAACCAACAGCAGAUUUUUUUUAAAACUACAUAAUACAGUUUGAUAUAUUAUUGAUUUGUAUACACAUAAACCACUG